Messenger RNA from Blepharisma stoltei, 1505 nucleotides. Lineage: Eukaryota; Ciliophora; Heterotrichea; Heterotrichida; Blepharismidae. The record is from the annotation of a GenBank genome assembly.
AUGCUAACUCUCCUUCCUCUGUGUGAGCAAGCAAAACUAUUGGAAAAUCCUAUUUUCAGGAAAAUAAUAAUCCCUUAUUAGCGAGCAAAAUAUAUAGUAUUUUCUCUUUGAUGGCCCUGUAAGGGCAGGCAUUUUUAGCCGGAAUUUUCUGAGGUUGGUCGGACCAACGCACAAAGUUGGUCAAACCAAAUCAGGAAUCCCGGCUAAAAAUGCCUGCCCUUGCAGGGCUAUUCAAGGGAAUUAAUUAUAGCUGCAAUUCUAAAUCUAACGAAUUUUAUUAAAUUUUUGGCAAAUUACAUUCCAAAACAUACUUAAUGUAUAAAUCUAAAAAAAAGCAACUCCAUUAGUCAGGAGUAAGAGGAUUUAACUGGGCCGUUUGCUUUUUUGUUUCUGGCAUGUUUAUAUUUGGAGUCUCCAAUGCCAUGACAGCUAAAUGAAUGGAUCAGACCGAGUUCGAUGGAAAAACUUUUUCUCACCCUUACUUUCAAUGCGCUUCAAUGUUCCUUGGUGAAUCUUUGUGUUUGGUAUUUUAUGUGAUCGUUAAAAUAAUUGCAAAAAGAAAACAGUCUCAAAAGAAUGACAGCUUUAUCCCUAAAAUAUCAGCUGAAACUGACCAAACCAGUAUGAUAGCUAAAUUUGGGCCUUUAUGCUUUGCAUUAGCGGCUUUUCUUGAUCUUUGUGGAUCUUUGAUGGACUACAUAGGCUUGAAUCUAACCGCAAUCUCUGUAUACCAAAUGAUCAGAGCUUUCAGAGUUAUUAUUGUGGCAAUAUAUUCUGUUAUCUUUCUUAAGCGACAUCUUUAUAAGCAUGAAGUCACAGGAAUUGGGCUUAUCUUUGUAGGGGUUGCUAUUGUUGGGCUAUCAAGCGUCUUAUACAAAUCAAGCUCCUCCAAAAAUCCAGUGUUAGGGAUAGUUGUAAUUGGUAUAGGACAGCUCUUUUCUGGGUCUAAUUUUGUGCUUGAAGAAAAGUUUUUGAAGAAAUUGAAGAUUGAUCCAUUGAAAGCUGUCGGAAUAGAAGGUAUUUCAGGGAUCUUUUAUUUUGCGAUAAUCCUUCCAAUAUUAAACGCCAUACCUUGUCAUGGCAGUGAUAUGUGCUCUGAUGGGUAUGUGGAAGACUCUCUUAAUGCUUUCUACCAAAUAGGGACGAAUGGCCUGCUCUUUUUCGUAUGGUGCUUUUUCAUGAUCACAAUCUGUUUUUUUAAUUGGACAAGCAUUGGAACUACAAGUGCUGCAAGUGCACUUGUCAGAUCAAUAGCUGAUGCAACCAGAGCAAUUAUCAUUUGGAUUAUCAGCAUUUCAGUAGGAUGGGAAGAGUUUGUAUGGCUUCAACUUAUAGGAUUCCUUAUUUUGCUUCUGGGGACAAUGACUUAUAACGAAGUGAUUGUUUUGCCUGGAUUUAAAAAUUCAGUUAUGAAAAAGAGACAAGAUAAGGAGUUAGCUGCGAAGAUAGAGCAAGAGAAUAUCAAAGCUAUUCGAAUAAGUGACAUAACUAAAGAUGCCAAUUAA